Molecule: messenger RNA, 932 nt
Organism: Durusdinium trenchii
Lineage: Eukaryota; Dinophyceae; Suessiales; Symbiodiniaceae
Source: the annotation of a GenBank genome assembly
GGAAAAACGAGGACCUUUGGAGCACUUCCAACACCCCGGAAGGUCUCCAACCUUCCACUCUUCCGCUCGCCGUCCUAAUUUCCUGAGUGCAAACACCAUGUCUCGACGCUGAGUUGGCACGGCGCGAUGCUGUGCCGGCCAGGCCGACAUCUUCUGACCUGGAGGCCCUUGUCCUUGGCCUAUGCGCGCUGGGAGGCGAGACUUUUCUCCGAGCCCGGUGCAGCACCAAGUGCAGGCGACACCGAGGAGAACACCACGGAGUCCUCCUUGGUCACCAAGGGCGCGCGUGUGUAUCGCCGAACUCGGGCGGAGCAUUGGCGCCGCUUUGAGUGGGGUAUUGGCAGCCGGUUUCGGAUGCUGGGCAAGAAUCGCUUCAUGCCGGUGCACGCGCCGCACCCCAUGAAUUCGGUGGUGCGUGACGACUACUACGACAGCGACAACCCAAGCAUUGUGUGGAAUGAGCUUCGUGAGGGCUGGGAGGUGUUUUGGUACGAGAAUCAGAAGCUCACAGCGAGGCCAUUCCCGGUGAAGAAGUACGGCUUAGAGCGAGCCAAAGUCGAAGCCUUCCAAUUCUUCCAAGAGCUGGAAGAAGCAGGGCGACUAGGCCAACGCCCUAAGAUUGAAGCGCCACAGGAGGGAGUUUUCUUUGAUCAACGCAUGCAAUGCUGGGUGAGCCUCUUCUGGCGGGACGGGCGGCCACAAAGCCGCUGCUUCUCUGCCACGAAGUAUGGCUUCGAGGGAUCCAAGAUGUUGGCGAUGGCCAAGCAGCGUGACCCCGUGAACGGCGUCUUGGCAGUGCAGGGUGGAGCAGGAACCCCGAUCAUCCUGAAGGAGAAGGGGAAGCCAUCCUACGUGAACAGGAUGAACAGCGGAAUGAGAGGGCCCACUGGAUUGAAAUACAAAUGACAUGGAACGAUCUCUUUGAUGAAAAA